CCCUCCGUCAUUUUGGAUUUUCCAUAUAAUUCGGCCUGCUCCUCCUCAUUUUCUCUUGUUGUCCCUUGCAGCCCGGCAUUUGAACAGAAGCCUCCCUCCGUUGCUGGCACAUCAUCAUCACCUGGCCCCCACCUGCUGCAACUCCCCCCACCAUUUCGCCAGGGCUCUCACAACCCGUAUUUCCUCCACCUUUUUUCCUUCCAAGUCCCGAGCCAACGAACAACGGAAGCUCCGAGACUGCGACCCAACCAUACCUCCUGCACCAAACCGGAAAACCACAACGACGGAGUCGAAGAACCCAGACCAGCAAAGAUGGCCGAGACGCACACCUACAAGUUCGACGUCGAGAUGAGCUGCGGCGGCUGUUCGGGCGCCAUCGACAGGGUCCUCAAGAAGCUGGAGGGCGUCGAGAGCCACGAGGUCUCGCUGGAGAACCAAAACGCCACGAUCGUCGCCAAGCCGGACCUGAGCUACGAGACGGUGCUCAAGACCAUCUCCAAGACGGGCAAGAAGGUCAAGCGCGGCGAGGCCGACGGCGUCGAGCAGUCCAUCGUCGUGGCUGCCGAGUAGAGAAACAAAUGGGCUGGGGAGGACAGACUUGCUUUCGCAUUAUGAUCUCUAUUUAGACCGGCUUGUUGAAACGAUUGGAAGUCAACAAAGCAGCAACAUACCCA
Messenger RNA from Gaeumannomyces tritici R3-111a-1, 674 nucleotides. RefSeq lists its product as hypothetical. Gene Ontology annotation, cellular component: cytosol. The coding region runs from base 313 to 570 and encodes 85 amino acids. Gene Ontology annotation, biological process: copper ion transport. Gene Ontology annotation, molecular function: copper chaperone activity; metal ion binding. NCBI's taxonomy places the organism in Eukaryota, Fungi, Ascomycota, Sordariomycetes, Magnaporthales, Magnaporthaceae. The transcript is spliced from 2 exons. The record is from RefSeq and is a predicted model, not a curated record.